Penicillium coprophilum is the source of this 1668-nucleotide messenger RNA. RefSeq lists its product as uncharacterized. Gene Ontology annotation, biological process: microtubule cytoskeleton organization; regulation of exit from mitosis; positive regulation of cytokinesis. The coding region runs from base 1 to 1668 and encodes 555 amino acids. The transcript is spliced from 6 exons. The record is from RefSeq and is a predicted model, not a curated record. NCBI's taxonomy places the organism in Eukaryota, Fungi, Ascomycota, Eurotiomycetes, Eurotiales, Aspergillaceae. Gene Ontology annotation, molecular function: protein serine/threonine phosphatase activity. Gene Ontology annotation, cellular component: centrosome; mitotic spindle pole body; mitotic spindle.
AUGACUACCGACUUCAAUCACGGCGGCCAGAUGAUCGAGUACAUCCAGGGUUGGUACAAUACCGUCUCUACCUUGCGUCUUAUGAUUCUGCUCCCAGUUCCAGAACCCCGUUUCCCUUCCAUCUGGACGCACCCAAAUCCCCAAGCAAGCGUGCACGUGCCCAGCCCGCCACUCCGAGCAAGCGCCGUUCUCCCCGUGUACUUUACCGUCGACGACACUCUUCUUUACAAUGCCUUCCACGCUGAUUUCGGCCCACUCCAUAUUGGUCACCUUUACCGGUUUGCCGUGCUCUUCCAUGAGAUUCUUGGCGAUCCAGCCAACAGCGACCGCCCGGUGGUCUUCUAUAGCAAGACUGAUGCUCGGAGUCGCGCGAAUGCAGCCUGCCUUGUUGCAUGCUAUAUGGUCAUGAUUCAAUCCUGGCCACCUCAUUUAGCUCUGGCACCCAUCGCACGGGCAGACCCUCCUUACAUGCCUUUCCAUGUCGUCUAUGGAGUGUGGAAGGCUAAGGAACAGUCUCUUUGCGGGCUUCGCGACUUCAAUCUUGAGGAGUACGAGAAAUUCGAACGAGUUGAUAUGGGUGACUUCAACUGGAUUACACCAGACUUUCUUGCCUUUGCAUCUCCUCAGCAGCAGCCCGUGGCACCAAUUCCUGUCAACAGCCCGAGUACAACGCAUUGCCCGCAACAAUCUCUGAAAUUUCUUCCUCAAAGCUUCCCAUGCCAUUCAAGAAUGUUCUCGCCCAUUUCCACCAGCGCAACGUCGGUCUUGUUGUACGACUCAACUCGGGCUGAUGGCACAUGCCCUCCCCUGCAGCUCGUCAGACGAUUUAUCAAAAUGGCCCAUGAGAUGAUCACCAUCAAGAAGAAGGGCAUUGCAGUUCAUUGCAAAGGCAGGUCUGGGCCUAAUUGCCUUCAUGAGAUUCAUGCGACCCGGUAUGGUCGUUGGACCUCAGCAGCACUGGCUCCACCUCAACCAAGGGCCUUCCGUGAAUGGUGGUUUGAGGAUAGCAUGCGCGAGAAGCUAGCACAGUCCACACCUGUAACUCCACGAGUGUCCACAAAGAAGCGCACUAGCAGCGGGGUCGUCUCCACCCCCCAAACAAUAGCCACUCCAAACGCGCAGCCCUCGGAGAAAUUGAUCACAACGAGGCUGCAGCUUACCCCAGACCAGGAUCUUCCUGCACCAACUCCUGGCCAGCCUCGCAAGUCCCACCGAAAGGACUCACGUCACCACCCUUAUUCCCGAACUGCCUCCGGAUCCCUCGCUGUUGAAACCGAGCAACGGGGCCACCGCAGCCACAGGAAGAGUAACGAGAGCAGUGAGAGUGAAGAAGAGAUCCAGCUUCGUCGAUUAGCGCAGCGGUCAUCCAGGUCUCCUGUUGCCUCCCCCACGUCACGGUCUAUCAGUUACUCUGCCACUGUCACAGCCAGCUACACUCUCACAGAAGACAAUCACAAGGAUCAAGAGAACUGGGUUGAUCACUCAGCACCCAAGACUCCCGUGAGCCGCAAGAGCGGCGCUGCACCUAUCUCGGUCAGCAAAGUUCGCUCCAGUCCUCGCCGGGCAGCGGAAAAUACCCGCAGCGAGUCUCGUGGUGUUCGCAAGCCCAGUGGCCGUAUUGGUAGCAAUACCAUCAGCCCCGCACGGGCUAUUAAGACCAUCCACUAA